AAAUACCCCGAUUUCUUAUAAACCGAUCUCACCCCUCAAUAAAAAUUUGAUUCUUUGCGAACAUUUUUUAAUUUAGGGAUGAAUUUAGAAUCGGAAAUACUUUGUGUAUGUAUAAUGAAAUUAACCCAAUAUUGAAUUUACUAUUGUCUCCUUCAAAGGCGAUAACCCCUUUUCGUCGUCUCAAAAACCCUAACCUGAGAAGUUAGCUCUUUUGCUUCACUAUUGACAGUGAACAAAAAAUGGCUUCACAAAUGGCGAUCUUGACCAGAACACGAAUCCUACUCCGAGUAAGCCAAGCCAAAUCCAUUUCCAGCUUCCCUUUCCUCUCUCAAGAACCCCAACUUGCCGAGUCAGCCCACACGGCUGAAACUCAAACCACCCCUCUCCCUCCCAACCCAGCCUCCGGCAGCCCCCUUUACCACGAGAACUGGCGAGACCCAAACGCAGCCAGAAAAACAACCUCCCUAGCGCAAUCCCUUAUUCCCCUCGGCUUCCUCAGCCAAACUCCUGGCCAACGGAUUCAAUACCUCUCCCAAAUCCUUGAUGCCCCUGCUUUAAUGAACCAUUUUGCUGAUUUGAUGACUCAGCAACGAUGGACCGACGUGAAAGAGCUAUUUGAGUUCUGGGUUCGAUCGCUGGAUAAGAAUGGGAAGCCCAAUAAGCCCGAUGUGAAUCUUUAUAAUCAGUAUUUGAGGGCUAGUUUUAUGAUCGGAGCAUCGGCAGGUGAUUUGCUUGAUUUGGUGGCGCAAAUGGACGAGUUUGCCAUUGUUCCCAAUACAGCGACCUUUAAUUUCGUUUUAAAGGCUAUGAAGCAAGCUAAGGAAACUGAAGCUGCUGAGAAGCUGCUUGAACGGAUGCUGCAAGGUGGAACAGAAUCUCUGCCUGACGAUGAGACUUAUGAUUUGGUUAUUGGAAUGCUAUUUGAGUCACAACAGUUUGAAGCAGCCUUGAAUCAUAUUGAUAUGGCCUUAAAAUCUGGAUAUAAGUUGUCCAUGCGAGUUUUUACAGAAUGUGUGGCAUGCUGUGUUAAACAAGGCCGGCUUGAUGAAUUGGCCACUGUCAUUGAGAUGUGCAAGACAACAGAUCAGAAUAGAGCUCUUUAUCCAAAUUGGACUUUGUGCAACUAUCUUGCAGAAGUUGCAAUGCAAGCAGAUAACAGCAAGCUAGCAUUUUAUGCCUUGGAAUUUAUGGCCAAAUGGAUUGCUCGGGGUGAAAAUGCAAGGCCGCCUUUCUUGCUUUCUGUAGAUGAAGGAUUAAUUGUCUCAGCACUUGUAACUGCGGGUAGGACAUACAGUUCAAAACUGUUGGAUGUGUCCUGGGCAAUCCUACGGCGUUCAUUGCGUCAAAAGAAGGUGCCCAACCCUGAAUCUUUCCUUGGGAAGAUUUAUGCACAUGCAUCAUUGGGGAAUCUGCAGAAAGCUUUUGGCACGUUGCAUGAGUUUGAGGCUACUCAUGGCAAGUCCACUAACGAAGCAGAAGACCUGUUCUCACCUUUCACCUCUUUAUAUCCCUUGGUUGUGGCUUGCUCCAAGAAUGGUUUUGAGACUUUGGAUUCAGUAUAUUUUCAACUUGAGAACUUAAGUCGUGCAGAUCCUCCAUACAAGUCUGUUGCCGCUCUGAAUUGUAUAAUUUUGGGAUGUGGAAACAUAUGGGAUAUCGAGCGUGCCUACCAAACAUUUGAUGCAAUAAGUUCCUCUUUUGGGUUGACCCCUGACAUUCAUUCAUAUAAUGCUCUAAUCUAUGCAUUUGGAAAGCUGAAGAAAACUUUUGAAGCUUCAAGGGUGUUUGAGCACAUGCUGAGCUUGGGUGUGAAACCCAAUGCUAAGUCAUAUUCGUUGCUUAUUGAUGCUCAUCUCAUCAAUCGAGAUCAAAAAGCUGCUCUCUCUAUGAUUGACAAGAUGGUGACCUCUGGAUUUGUACCAUCCAAAGAAACACUAAAAAGGGUCAGAAGGCGAUGCAUACGAGAGAUGGACUACGAGUGCGAUGAUAAAGUUGAAUCUCUGGCUAAGAAAUUCAGGAUCAGGAUGGGCUCUGAAAAUCGCAGGGGCAUCCUUUUUGAUCUUGACUAUGGCACUGAAUAUGCAUCAUAGGCAAGUUAUGAAGUCUUAAGGUAUCAAUACUUGUGCUUGGGACUACAUGAUGCUUGAAAUUAUCAAGAGGGACAAUUGGGGUUAACCAGGUUCCGAUGAAGUAAUCAACCCAUUUGUUAUUAGAUUUUUGUCAAUUCUGAGCCUUUGGAGGAUAAAUGUCGUGUUCUUAGCUUGUGAUUUCCCCCCUCUAAUAUCUCAAUUCUCUUUUUUUCACCCUUUAUAUGCUUUCUGAGGAAUAGGAACAGAAAAAAGUUAGGAAAAGGUAUUCGCAUGUUGACAAAUAAAUGUCUUUUCUUUUUUGCACCUUUUAAUCAAAUAAUUUCGCAA
Molecule: messenger RNA, 2417 nt
Organism: Gossypium arboreum
Lineage: Eukaryota; Viridiplantae; Streptophyta; Magnoliopsida; Malvales; Malvaceae
Product: pentatricopeptide repeat-containing protein At1g26460, mitochondrial
Exons: 7
Coding region: 240-2090 (616 amino acids)
Molecular function (GO): protein binding
Source: RefSeq, a predicted model, not a curated record